AUGGGUCACAGUAAUUCAAGACUCAAAAGAGUUCAAGUUCUAGACGAUCUUGAAGUAAUUGAUCUCCCUAAAGCCAGUGAAAAUCAUAUAAAAGAGAACUUCUCUAUUGAUGGGAAUAUGACACCUAAAUCAAACUCCAAGAAAGCCACUGCUUUUACUAAGAAAAGAAGUUUUAAAGAUGAAAUCCUGCGAGGAGUAUUUUCUGAGGACUAUGAGAAGGAGAAGAAAAGGAUAAUGGAUCCUGAAGGAAAAACCAUUAAAACCUGGAACAAGAUUUUCUCACUCUCAUGCCUAUUUGCUUUAUUCUUGGAUCCAUUGUUUUUAUUGUUGCCUGUAAUCGAUGGCCAAGGUUGCGUAGCUAAUGGAAUGACAGCCCAAGUUGUCCUCACCAUCCUAAGAUCAGUGACUGAUGUGUUGUAUUUGAUUCAGAUCAUUGUUCGGUUCCAUACAGCUUAUGUAGCACCCUCUUCUCGUGUUGUUGGAAGAGGAGAGCUUGUGAUUGAUCCUUCAAAGAUUGCAAUGAGGUACCUUAGAAAAGGUUUCAUUAUCGACCUCAUGGCUUCCCUGCCACUUACUCAGGUGUUACUUUGGGUAGUUAUACCCAAUGUUGAGGGUACUGUAGUGACUGUGAGAAAAAAUGCCAUGUGGUUUAUCAUGAUAGUCCAAUAUAUCCCGAGAGUGAUUCUCACCUACCCUCUCUCAUCGAAAAUUAUUGAUGAAAGUGGCAUUGUGGCAGACACAGCAUGGACAGGAGCUGGUUAUAACCUCAUGCUUUACCUAAUGGCUAGCCAUGUUUCAGGAUCUUGGUGGUAUCUUCUAGGUAUUGGGCGACAAGAAGCAUGUUGGAGAAGUGCGUGCAACCUUGAGUCCGCUUGUCGAAAUGAAUACUUUGAUUGCCAUACCGUUAAUGACGAUGCUAGGUCCAAUUGGUUCAGCUCGACAAAUGUUACCAAUCUAUGCACUCCAACUUCUAACUUUUACCAAUACGGUAUAUUUGGAGAUGCAUUGAACUCAAAUGUUAUAGCUUCACCAUUCUUCAACAAGUACUUUUACUGUUUAUGGUGGGGUUUAAGGAACGUAAGUUCUACAGGACAAAAUCUUGUUACAAGCACUUAUAUGGGAGAAGUUCUUUUCACCAUCGUCUUCGUUGGCACACUAGGGCUGUUUCUGCUUGCACUGCUCAUUGGAAAUAUGCAAAGAUACCUUCAAUCAGCAACACUGCGAUUAGAAGAGCGGAGGAUUAGGAGAACUGAUACAGAACAAUGGAUGCAUCAUAGGCAACUACCUUCAGAACUAAAGCAGUCUGUUCGACAAUAUGAUCAAUCGAAGUGGUUCGCUACUAAAGGUGUCAAUGAAGAAACACUUCUCGAUGGCCUCCCUGUGGAUCUCCGGAGAGAGAUCAAGCGCCAUCUUUGCCUUUCUCUAGUUCGACGAGUCCCAUUGUUCGAUCAAAUGGAUGAAACACUGCUAGACGCAAUAUGUGAGAGGCUUAGACCUGCACUAUGCACCAACAACAUGUUCAUUGUGCGAGAGGGUGACCCUCUCAAUCAAAUGAUGUUCAUAGUACGAGGUCACCUUGACUCUUACACCACUGAUGGUGGGCGUUUUGGGUUCUUCAACUCAUCAAGACUUGGCUCAGGUGACUUCUGUGGUGAGGAGCUACUGACAUGGGCUUUGGAUCCAUGCCCAAAUGUCAUACUCCCAACUUCCACACGCACAGUGAAGGCUACAACUGAAGUGGAGGGGUUUGCUCUAGUAGCAGAGGACUUAAAAUUUGUUGCGUCACAAUUCCGAAGGCUACAUAGUAAACAACUUAGACACACGUUUAGGCACUACUCACACCAAUGGCGAACAUGGGCUGCAUGUUUUAUACAAGUUGCAUGGCGUAGGCAUAAAAAGCUAAAGGAAAUGGCUAAAAAUGGAAUCAGUGAGAGUGGACGGCCUCUAAAGGAAACCUUCUGGUCAAAGUAUGCAGAAGCAUUUGUUGAGAAGACUAGAAGUAGAAGGUUUGUCCUUGAAUCUGCAGAAUCAGUUUCCAGCACUGUCAACCCGCUGCAAAAGCCCGUAGAGGUAGAUUUUGAUUGAAUCUGAUUCUGUAUAGAACCCAAACUAUAUAUGGAACUGAUCUUUAAAUGAAGAGUUGUUUGUGUAUAUCCUCUUUUUACUUGUUUUGGAUAAAUAAUUUUACACAAACUGGACAUGUAGAUUGUGUUCUAUGGUGCUUCGAAGGACUUUAAGGGUGGCAGGGG
Molecule: messenger RNA, 2249 nt
Organism: Quercus lobata
Lineage: Eukaryota; Viridiplantae; Streptophyta; Magnoliopsida; Fagales; Fagaceae
Product: protein CNGC15b-like
Exons: 7
Coding region: 1-2085 (694 amino acids)
Biological process (GO): transmembrane transport; monoatomic ion transport
Cellular component (GO): membrane
Molecular function (GO): monoatomic ion channel activity
Source: RefSeq, a predicted model, not a curated record